GCUGACAGCUCACAAGAAAGUUGCUCAAAUCCACCAGAUGUUUUCAUUAUAGGACGGAGAAAAAGUUUGGUGUGAUUUCACGUCAAAUUGAAAUGGCGCUCGGUUUUGAAGCGAACCGACCGACUCUGCUCUGACAUCGACUAAGCGAGUCUGGCAACCCGGAAGUGCCGUCGGCAAACACACCUGCCGAGCCCAGCGGUGACAGUCGGUCGACCCCAGCCGCAGCUAAGUUUGCUCUUUUUGCUCAUCGGCGACUACUUGCACCGCGUUCUCCGUUACAGAAUGCCCGAAAGGAAGACGCCGAGGAUUGUGGGCGCCCUGAGCAGCGCCAGUGACGGACUGGAGGGCUUUAAGGCUCACGCCGUCUUCCGGGAAAUCGACAAGAAACUGCAGCAGGAAGGCGAAGCGUUUGUGAAGAAGAUCGGCGGCGUGUUUGCCUUCAAAGUAAAGGACGGUCCGGGCGGUAAGGAGGCCACGUGGGUGGUGGACGUCAAGAACGGCAGCGGCCGCGUGCACAACGACACAGCCGAGAAAGCCGACUGCACCAUCGCCAUGUCCGACUCGGACCUGUUGGCCAUGAUGACCGGAAAGAUCAACCCGCAGACGGCCUUCUUCCAGGGAAAGCUGAAGAUCACCGGCAACAUGGGCCUGGCCAUGAAGCUCCAGAAGCUUCAGCUGCAGCCCGCCAAGUCUAAACUGUAGACGGGCGAGAAAGCGGGACCCGGCUUGGAAAAAUCCUCACUUUGACUCGAGAGACAUUUGCAAAAUCGGACCCUUUCCUCUUGCUUUUCUUCCGGAAUGGCAAGUUACUUUUAGUGUGGCGCCAGCAAACGCCAACUAAGUUUCGCGUGUCACCGAGCGCGACCCGGAAGAACGGCACGCCAAUGGCGCCGUCAACAUUUUGUCCCGUGUGCAGGGGCGGAGUCACCCUAAAAGAAGGCUCGGCCACCCUGUCGCCACCCCCCUGUCGGCACCGAUUGGAGAGAAAGAAAAAAAAAAAAACUCCGGUCAAUUUGUCAUUUCCUGCCCUCCAUUAAUCAGUGAGUAUCCUUAUAAUAAUAGUUUACAAAUGAUUGUUUCUCUAUAUCGGGUUGUAAAUACCACGUGGGCCUUUUUGUAAUGUCUACAUAGGAUUUCUUAAUAAACUCUAUGCCUGCUAUAUGUUGACACUAGUGGUGUAACUAAUACAUGUAUCCGUUUGUUAAGCAAAAUGAAUCGGAUCAAAAUGCAAAAUGAUCAUUCCGAUAUGCCGCCUGGUCAAAAAUGUUUCAUCAAUAAAAUUGUUGAAAUCAAAACUGAU
This is a messenger RNA of Corythoichthys intestinalis (scribbled pipefish), 1300 nucleotides long. It is a transcript of the gene scp2b, whose product is annotated as sterol carrier protein 2b. Lineage: Eukaryota; Metazoa; Chordata; Actinopteri; Syngnathiformes; Syngnathidae. The record is from RefSeq and is a predicted model, not a curated record. The transcript has 5 exons. Gene Ontology annotation, cellular component: cytosol. Bases 283 to 702 code for a protein of 139 amino acids.